Amoebophrya sp. A25 is the source of this 2214-nucleotide messenger RNA. Lineage: Eukaryota; Dinophyceae; Syndiniales; Amoebophryaceae. The record is from the annotation of a GenBank genome assembly.
AUGCAAAUAUGGGACACCGCUGGACAGGAACGAUUUCAGUCACUUGGUGUGGCCUUUUACCGCGGAGCAGAUUGCUGUGUCUUAGUCCACGACUUGACACAGUUUAAGUCAUUCGAGCAUCUCGAAAGCUGGCGAGAGGAAUUUUUGGUGCAGGCAGCCCCAAAAAACGCGGAAAAUUUUCCAUUCGUUGUUCUUGGUACUCUAGGUUUCAAUUUUACAAUUUGACUGUAGUUUUGACAGAAGUAGAAAUUUCAGUAGCUUUGAUCUCUAUACACCGAUGGACAUGGAACGUUGCAACAGAAAGACGCAGGAACCUCUAAUUAAAAGAUCUUACACCCCGCGAGUGGGUACAUCUAUCUAUCUAUCUAUCUAACAAUUACAGGUAAUAAGAGUGACUUGAAUCCGGCAGUGUCUAAGAACCACUUGAAGGCCUAUCAAGAUUGGUGCCAGUCCAAGAAGGACAUCCCUCACUUCAUGACGUCAGCGAGGGAGUCCACCAAUGUAGAGGAUGCAUUCCGCGAGAUCGCCAGGAAUUAAGGGUUACAUAUAAUUAGUUCAUAUAAUUAGUAGUAAAAGUGCACACCCGUCUGAGGACUGGGUAUAUCAUCAUCACCUAUCAUCUAAGCGCAUCUCUAUGGCUUCUUCAAGUAGGAGAGCCAUAUAGAUACGCGACAUACUAGAUAAGAGCAUCUCUAUGGCUUCUUCAAGUAGGAAAGCCAUAGAUAUGCGAGCUAGAGAUAAGAGCAUCUCUAUGGCUUCUUCAAGUAGGAAAGCCAUAUAGAUAUGCGACAUACUAGUGGCCCGAUGCCAACUCUCAACCUCUAAAGAAAGGCGCUUCAGCAGGAAGCGGCGGAGAGCAUCUCCUAUGUCCCGGAUAACACUUUGAUUAACCUGUCUCAGCACAGCAUGAACAGGCCAGGAGAGAAUGGCUCUCGCGUCGGAGCGGCACCAGGCGCAGACUGCGCAUGCUAGGACGAGACUUGGUACUUUCUUUUUUAUGAGUGUGAGUAGUACCUGUUGUACUUCCUUUUUUAUCUAAGUACCUAAGAUUCAUUUCGAAUAACAAUUAAGUACUGGAACACCACCUCGUGCUAGGUAAGUGAGUGAAUGUGUGAGUACCUGUUGUACUUCCUUUUUUAUCUACUUAAGAUAAAAACUUGUUGUAGUUCUUCUAGAAGUUCAAGUAUAAUAAUGUUUCCAGAAGUUUUUCCUUUGUUUCAUCGAUCUUCUAAAUUUGUUGAUGUAAUCCCUCACGCUGCAUUCAGGUCCACUCACGUGCCACAUUUGGCAGCCAAGAUUUUCAUCUGCCGUGAUAUUUUUUUUGUAGCUGAGUCCGCUGGCCGCAUAGAAGUACUGGAGCUUAGCUGAAGCUUGUUCUCCCGUGAUAACCGAUCAUAAAUACCACACGUCAAACAUGGAGCUGCUAAUGUUGUGACAUUCACCACGAUUAGCAAUGUCUUUUGUUCAAAGAAUAACAAGAAUUUAUGAAAGCAAGAGGUGCCUAGCUGCACCUGCUCCUGGUGCAGGUACUGCUCUACUAAGUCUAACAAAGAAGAAUCAAUUAGUACUAUUAAGUGAUGUAGUCUUCUCGUAAUUCGCACAACCAAUAGCACCUUUGCUUCUACUACCCAGUAUUUGCUAUUGGUGCAACUCUCUUUUGAGCAUCAUUAUCCGCGAUGGCGAUGAUAACAAAUUAAAUCUAAUAUUGUGAAGCAGAAGCAGCUGUUGCUCGAAGUACAACUCGACAGGAGGUUGUAGCUUCAUGAUGUGCGUCCUAUCAAAUAAGAUCGUGAUCAUAUUCAACACAUGAUAGUAUAACUACAACCCAUUGAUUGAACUUGGAAGGCACGCAGAGAACCACGACAGAGAAUAGUACUUGCUUGCUUGUCAUAUCACCGUCUCGUCUUCUCACGACGACAUUUGCAUGACCAAAAUCUAUGCUGUUGAUUAUGUCUUAGCAACUGAAAUGUAGUAAAUCGAAGUCAAACUACUUUUUUGAUCACGACCAUCAUUCAACAUCAAUUAUUCGGAACUUAGUUAUGAUCACUGUUUUGGAAGACAAACAAUUAAUCUCGAAAUUCCCUGAAACUGAAACUGAGGACCCUGCGGACCUCUCCCCAUGACCACGUUGUUACUCACUCAUCCGCUAAUAUGCGUGGAGAUGGAAGCCUUUGAAGAGAUCCUUUUUUCAGCUUUAUUCCUACAGAAGUCGAG